Molecule: messenger RNA, 4404 nt
Organism: Ilex paraguariensis (yerba mate)
Lineage: Eukaryota; Viridiplantae; Streptophyta; Magnoliopsida; Aquifoliales; Aquifoliaceae
Source: the annotation of a GenBank genome assembly
AUGCUUGGACUACAAGGGGAUAGGUCUCAUGCUGCCGUAACUUCCAUGUGCUUUAAUCAGCAAGGGGACUUACUAUUUGUGGGAUAUGGUGAUGGGCAUAUUACUGCUUGGGAUGUGCAGAAAGCAUCUGCAGUGAAAGUAAUUAGUGAACAUAAUGCACCUGUAGUACACUUGUUAUACCUGGGGCAGGAUUCUCAAGUUACUCGUCAGUUUAAUGUGAUUAGUGGCGAUAGUAAGGGUUUGGUUGUGUUGAUCCAUUUCACGGUGAUGCCUUGGGUUAAUAGGUAUUCCUUCAAAACAACGAAACUCCUUGAUGAAACAACAAGCACUGUAUUAUGUGCAUCGCCCUUACUUUCUAGUGAAUUCCAUGGAGGUGCUUCGACGAUCUCUCAGGGGAACACUACAGUUUCUGGCAGUGGUAUUGGUAGCAUGAUGGGAGGUGUCGUUGGAGGAGAUGCUGGUUGGAAACUCUUCGAGGGCUCAUCUUUGGUAGAAGAAGGUGUGGUCAUAUUUGUCACUCAUCAAUCUGCUUUGGUGGCUAAAGUAACUGGUGAUGUAAAAGCAUAUUCACAACUCCCCAAGCCUGAGGGGGUUCGGGAGGGUUCUAUGCCUUAUGCUGCUUGGAAAUGUAUGGCACAGUCGAAUGGUUCUUCCACUGGAAAUGUGCCCAUGCAAGCACCUGAAAAAGUUUCACUGCUUGCCAUUGCUUGGGAUCGGAAAGUUCAGGUAGCAAAGUUGGUGAAAUCAGAGCUGAAAAUAUAUGGGAAAUGGACCCUUGACAGUUCAGCAACAGGGGUGGCAUGGUUAGAUGAUCAGAUGUUGGUGGUUCUCACAUCUACCGGACAACUUUGUUUGUUUGCAAAAGAUGGUACUAUGAUUCACCAGACAAGUUUUGCUGUAGAUGGAUCUCAAGGAGAUGAUCUCAUUGCGUACCACACCUACUUUACUAAUAUUUUUGGAAACCCUGAAAAAGCUUACCACAAUUGUGUAGCUGUAAGAGGGGCUACUACAUAUAUACUUGGACCUAUGCAUCUUCUUGUUUCCCGCCUUCUCCCAUGGAAGGAACGGAUUGAAGUUCUGCAGAGAGCAGGUGAUUGGAUGGGUGCCUUGAACAUGGCGAUGACACUUUAUGAUGGUCAAGCACACGGCGUUAUUGACCUUCCUAGAACCUUGGAUGAUGUACAGAGUGCCAUAAUGCCCUACUUAGUACAGUUGCUUUUGUCAUACGUUGAUGAAGUAUUUUCGUAUAUAUCAGUGGCAUUUGGCAACCAAAUUGGAAAGCUAGAUCAAUCAGAUGACUCAAAGAACAGAAGCAGUUCUGUGCACUCAGAGAUAAAAGAACAAUUCACCCGCGUUGGUGGUGUUGCAGUAGAAUUCUGUGUCCAUAUCAAGAGAACUGACAUCCUUUUUGAAGAGAUUCUUUCCAGAUUUGUGACUGUUCAACAGAAAGAGACAUUUUUGGAGCUUUUGGAACCAUAUAUUUUGAAAGACAUGCUGGGAUCCCUACCACCUGAGAUAAUGCAAGCACUGGUAGAGCAUUAUAGCAUGAAAGGUUGGUUGCAGCGAGUUGAACAAUGUGUUCUGCACAUGGACAUUUCUUCCUUGGAUUUCAAUCAGGUUGUUCGCUUAUGCCGGGAGCACAGAUUGUAUGGUGCAUUGAUAUAUUUGUUUAACAAAGGUCUGGGUGAUUUCAGGGCACCUUUAGAGGAGCUCCUGGUUGUUUUGCGGAAUAGCCAAGGAGAAAGUGCUACUUCCCUUGGGUACAGGAUGCUUGUCUACCUGAAGUACUGCUUUCAGGGUCUUGCUUUCCCCCCAGGACAUGGAACCCUUCCUCCUACACGCCUGUCAUUUCUUCGAAAAGAGCUUUUGCAGUUUCUAUUGGAGGAUUUUGAUGCUUCAAAUUCACAGGCAGUCCCAAACUUGGCAUCCUCUAGAACAUAUCCAAACCUUUAUCAUCUCUUGGAGUUAGAUACUGAAGCUACUUUGGAUGUUUUGAGAUGUUCAUUCGUGGAGGAUAAAGUUCCAAAAUCAGACCAUCCUUUGCAUGAUUCAGCCAAUUCAAAUGUGGAUGCCGCUGAAACAAUUGCCUUAAUGGCUGAAAAGCAGAAUUUGGUCCAAGACAUAGUGAAUGUUCUUGCUCUUGUUCUUGAUGCAGGAGACUUCCAAACAGACGGGUCUACAAGCUGCGAUGAUGGUAGAUCUAUACAAAUUUGGCCUUCAAAGAAAGACAUAGGUCAUAUAUUUGAGUUCAUUGCUUAUUAUGUUGCCUGUCAAAGAGCUAAUGUCUCAAAAGAUAUAUUGAGCCAGAUUUUGGAGUACUUGACAUCAGAGAUAAAUCUUUCACCAAGGCAAAUUAUUGCAACAUUAAAAAGAAGGGAGAAGCAGGUGCUUGCGCUUUUGGAAGUAGUUCCUGAUACAGACUGGGAUGCUUCUUGCUUGUUACAUCUAUGUGAAAAAACACAGUUUUACCAGGUUUGUGGCUUUAUUCAUUCAAUAAGACAUCAUUAUCUUGCUGCUUUGGAUAGCUAUAUGAAAGAUGUGGAAGAACCCAUCCAUGCCUUCUCCUUUAUUUGUGAGACAUUAGUACAACUGAGAGGCAGUGAAUUUGAUGCUUUUCAAUCAGCAGUGAUUUCUCGAAUUCCAGAUCUGGUCAAAUUAAGCAGAGAGGGCACUUUAUUACUAGUUUUUGACCAAUUUGGUAGAGAAAGUCCGCACAUUUUGUCUGAGCUACGCUCUCACCCAGAAAGCCUUUUCCUUUAUCUAAAGACGGUUAUAGAAUCUCACUCAACUGGCACCCUUGACUUUUCUUCUUUGAGAAAAAUGGAUGUCAUUGAUUUUCCUAGUAGAAGGGCGAGGGGUCAGCCAGAUAGAAUUGAGGCUUACUUGGACAGGAUCUCUAAUUUUCCAAAGUGCCUUCGGAAUAAUCCAACUCAUGUGACUGAUGAAAUGAUAGAGCUGUAUCUUGAGCUUUUAUGUCGGUAUGAGCGCAAUUCAGUUCUCAAAUUCCUGGAGACUUAUGAAAGCUAUAGGGUGGAGCACUGUUUACGCUUGUGCCAGGAAUAUGGGAUUAUAGAUGCUGCUGCUUUCUUAUUAGAAAGGGUUGGUGAUGUUGGGAGUGCUCUUCUACUGUUGCUUUCUGAUGUCAACAACAAAUUCAUCAUGCUUGAUGCCGCUGUUGGAAGUAUACUUUCUGAUGGUGGUAUGGAGAAUUUCAAUGCUGUUUUGAAGGGAGACAAGGUGAAUGACAUACUCGACAUAGUGCAUGCCUGUGUAGGACUGUGCCAGCGGAACAGCCCUCGGUUGGAUCCUGAUGAGUCUGAGUCCCUCUGGUUUCGGUUGCUUGAUUCGUUUUGUGAGCCUUUGAUCGAUUCCUAUGAAGGUAAACUGGUUUCUGAAGGAAAAAGGCCCAUGGAAGGUUUAGCUGUAUCAUUGGGUAGGCAAGAAGAUGAAGUGGCAUGCAAAAUUAAGUGGAAGGUCCCAAAAUCCCACAAAGGUGCUCAUAUUUUGAGGAAAUUGUUUUCCAUGUUUAUUAAGGAGAUUGUUGAGGGAAUGAUUGGCUAUGUUCGCCUCCCAACUAUCAUGUUCAAACUCCUCUCUGAUAAUGGUAGCCAGGAGUUUGGUGAUUUCAAACCUACUGUAUUGGGAAUGCUUGGAACAUAUGAUUUUGAAAGAAGAAUUUUGGACACUGCCAAGUGCUUGAUCGAGGAUGAUACAUUUUAUACCAUGAGCUUACUCAAGAAGGGGGCCUCUCAUGGUUAUGCUCCCCGUAGCCUUUUAUGUAGUAUAUGUAACUGUCUCCUCACAAAGAAUUCCUCUGGUUCUAGCAUUCAAGUUUUCAGUUGUGGUCAUGCAACCCAUCUUCAGUGUGAACUUCAGGAAAGUGAGGCAUCACAUAAAGGCUCAUCUGCAGGAUGCCCCAUUUGUAUUCCUAAGAAGAAGGGUCAAAGGUCUAGAAGCAAGUCUGCACUUGCAGAAAACGGAUUGUUGAGUAAGUCUUCAUCAGGACCCCACCAAGCACACAAGGCUAUUUCUUUACACCCAUAUGAAAGUGAUACAUUUGAGAAUUCCUAUGGCAUUCAUCCAAUCUCAAGGUUUGAACUUUUGACCAAUCUUCAGAAAGGCCAGAAAUUGAUCCAAAUAGAAAACGUGCCUCAGCUGAGGCUUGCACCGCCGGCUGUCUACCAUGAAAAGGUGAAGAAGGGAAUUGAUCUUUUAAAAGGAGAAAGUAGCAGUGGUAUCUCCAAAAUCGAAAAAUCAAGUCGAAGCAGGUCGCUUAGGGAGGUGAAAGUAAAAGGAUCAUCAAUUCGAUUCCCGCUGAAACCAAAUAUAUUUGGCCCGAAAGAUGUUCGAUGCAAACAAAGCUUAGCAACACGAACUGUGAUUGCGGAUGAGAGGAACAGAUGA